This is a messenger RNA of Vicia villosa (hairy vetch), 1634 nucleotides long. RefSeq lists its product as uncharacterized. The coding region runs from base 240 to 1418 and encodes 392 amino acids. The transcript has 2 exons. Lineage: Eukaryota; Viridiplantae; Streptophyta; Magnoliopsida; Fabales; Fabaceae. The record is from RefSeq and is a predicted model, not a curated record.
ACCGUUUUCUGUUACAAUGCAAGCUCUUUCUGUUUCUAUCUUCUUCUUUUAAUGGUGUCACCAAGGUGAAGUUAUCACCAUUAACAUGGUAUCAGAGCUCAAAAAGCUCUGGUAGCCAUUGUUGCACACGCAUUCUUGAUUGUGAAUCUCUCUGCCUUCUUUGCUCACCUUGAGUUUUCUUCACUUUUCGAUUCACAAUCAUCUUCUUCGUUUGCUUCUUUCUCCUUCUCUUUCUUCUGAUGGCAUACCAGAGCUAUAGCGAUUUCUCCACAAAUUCCACGAAUCCUUUUUACCUUCAUCCGAAUAAGAAUCCGUCUCUUGUUCUUGUGUCACCUUUGCUAGAUGACAAGAAUUACCAUACCUGGGCAAGGUCAAUGCACAUCGCAUUGAUUUCCAAGAACAAGGAGCGAUUCAUCGAUGGCACCAUCAUGAAACCUCCCGUUUUUUAUCCUCUUUAUGCUCCGUGGUUUUGCUGCAAUACGAUGGUACUAGCAUGGAUUCAUCGUUUGAUUUUUGAGUCAAUUGCUAAAUUCGUUCUUUGGAUUGAUACUGCAGCUGGCGUGUGGAAGAACCCGCAAAUUCGCUUCUCUCAUGGUGACAUUUUCAGAAUUUCUGACAUUCAAGAAGAUUUGUACAAAUUCCGCCAAGGUACUCUUGAUGUCUCCAAUUAUUUUACACAGAUGAAAGUUAUGUGGGAUGAGCUUGAAACCUAUCGUCCCAUUACUUCUUGUUGUUGUGCUAUUCCUUGUUCAUGUGGUGCUCUUGCAUCAAUUUGUAAAUAUCGUGAACAGGAUUAUAUGAUUAGGUUUCUUAAGGGCUUGAAUGAGAAGUUUGCUCAUUCCAAAUCCCAAAUCAUGAUGAUGAAUCCUUUACCAGAUAUUGACAAAGCUUUUUCACUGGUUAUUCAACAAGAACGUGAGUUGAAUCACUCUAAUUCUAUUGUUGCACCUACUACCAACAGUUCUGAAGAGUCUGCAGCUUUUCACACCAAUUCCUCUAAUGACAAUGGUAAUGGUAAUAGCAAGACUGGUAACAACUAUGGUAAGGGCAGAACACAGAGUUAUGGUGGAGCUAAGGGUCAUAGUCGUGUUUGUACACACUGUGGUAGAACCAAUCACACAGUUGAGACUUGUUUCCAAAAGCAUGGAUAUCCACCUGGCUUCAAGAGCAAAGGCAAAUCCACCAACUCAGUUACUCAGAGUGAUGUAUCUACUGAUGCAGCCUUGGAAUCUUCUCAGCAGAACUCAUGCAAGUCUUCAUUUGGUUUUACUCAAGAGCAAUAUCAAAAUAUUUUGGCAUUACUUCAACAAUCCAAACACACCUCUCAAGCCAACUCAAUUACCACAUCACCUUUUGUUCUGAACUCUCACUCUCAUAAUGAACAAGAAUCAUUCGAGGGCAAUGAUUGGUAUAGCUAAACUUCAAAGAGGGCUUUAUGUUCUUGAAUCUUCUACUCAUCAUCGUGUUUUCAAUUCUUUUGCUCAAAAUCCUGGUAAUCUAUGGCACUUAAGAUUAGGCCAUGUUUCUGAUAUAGGUUUACAACAUAUUUCUAAAGUUUUCCCUUUUGUACCUUCACAUUGUAAUAAUGACAUACCUUGUGACUCUUGCCACUUUGGCAAACAAAAGAGGCUUCC